Messenger RNA from Staurois parvus, 1083 nucleotides. NCBI's taxonomy places the organism in Eukaryota, Metazoa, Chordata, Amphibia, Anura, Ranidae. The record is from the annotation of a GenBank genome assembly.
AUGGCCCCACUCGGGGCACCCCGCCGACCUGUGACCCCCGGACUGGACCCCCUGGCUCUGAUCACCGGAAAAUUCUACUUCUUCUGCCUCCUCCUCACCGCGGUUCUUUCAUACACGAACGGCCUUCCUACAAGGACUGAAAGACUCAUAUCUGAGAAUGAUCGGUACUACUCGGUAGAAGGGCAGAAUGGCCUAAUCAAAUGUCUCCUGUGCCCUGCAGGUACUUAUGUUGCAGAACAUUGUACCAUCCCAUACACAAGUGGAAGAUGUGAGAAUUGUCCUGAAGAUACUUUCAGCCAAUAUGCAUCAGGGUUGCCUGAGUGCCUCACCUGUGACAUAUGUCGCGAUGAUCAGAAAGAGACAUCCUCUUGUAUUGCUACUAAGAACACCGUCUGCCACUGCAAGAAGGGAACUUUCUGUCCACCAGGCCAGCCAUGUGAGAUCUGCAUGCCCUGUACAAGCAGGUGCCCUGAAGAUCAGGUGGUAAAGGCACCCUGCAAUUCAACAACAGAUAUGCACUGCAGCCCUCCAAGUUCUUCCACUAGCACAAGUGAUAUUGUCAUAGCCUGUGUAGUGGUUUCAUUCAUCAUUAUCAUCAUCAUCAUCAUCGUUGCUUGUGUAUAUCAGAAGAAAAGGAGCACUGACACAGGGUCUAAACUCUUUGGUAAACUAACUUUCCAUAUCUGCUGCAAGGAAAAUGAAGACCACAAUGAGGCCAAAGGAGACCUACUUCAAAGAGACAUUAUUCUGCAGUUUAAGGAAGGAAUCGAUAGAGACACGAAAGAAGAAAUCAUCCCCAGAUUGUGGCCCAUUAUUGUGCGGAAGGUUCCCAUUAAAGAGUUUUCAAGUUUAAUGCACUCUCUGGGACUAAGUCAAAAUGAAAUUGAAAGCGCUAAAGUGGACAACCCUAGCAAUGUUAAUAAUCAGCACAGUGCCAUGCUGCAAACCUGGUACCAGAAAGGUGCGUUUGACAUCAAUACACUCCUAAAAGCCCUGCGGAGUCUAGACAUGGAAAAAGCUGCACAUGACAUCACAGAUCAGCUGAUCAGUGAAGAACUGUACGUCCCACAGAUCCAGCAAUAA